AUGUGGUGGGAUGAGCGGGGGCUGAUGGGGUGCGUGCCUGAUCGGCCCCACGGGAGGAAGCUGAAGGCCGUGGUGGACUUGGACUGCGAUUAUCUGAGAUCUCUCGUUCUGGAGGGCUUCUCGCGUCGUCCUGAGUGGGUGGUACAAGGCCGGCACAGUGAGGAGCCGGGGGAGGAUGAAGCUGCAGAUUUGCGGAACGAUUUGGGAGGUGGCCCUCUUUUGUACUGGGGUGAAUAUGAGAGGAUCAACUGGUCAGCCAUCGAGAGGGGAGAUCAGCAUUGCAACUGCUACUGCAUCCGCAAGGGCCUCAUACGGAAGGCCCAGUUUGCGCACAAUUUGAAAAAGUGGUCCCUGAAAAGGCCCGAAGGCUGGAUCGCCAGGUCUCUGCCAGAGACCCACAUCAUGGACGUUUAUCACCCAGACUACCUGGAAGAGGCGCUCUAUGAUGUCCCAGAGAGGUGA
Molecule: messenger RNA, 462 nt
Organism: Ostreobium quekettii
Lineage: Eukaryota; Viridiplantae; Chlorophyta; Ulvophyceae; Bryopsidales; Ostreobiaceae
Source: the annotation of a GenBank genome assembly